CGCGGGUCAUACGCGCGCAUGGCGUAGGACUUACGCGCGCAGAGACGACCUCCGAAGGCACGUAAGACGACGGGGAAGGGAGACAGGAGAGGCCUGAAAGAAGAUGGAAUCUGACGGAGGAAUGGUGUUCGCCCCGCCGAAGGACCGGAGGCCUGAUGCCCUCGGAGACCUUAAAGUCCUUCCUGACGAGCUGCUCUGCGCCAUCUUUGAGUCCUUGUCUCCUUCCGACGUUGGCCGCCUUGCCUGUGUUAGCAGUGGCUUGUACAUCUUCUGCAAUGAUGAACCACUAUGGAUGAGUAUAUGCCUUAGAAGUGCAGGAGGUCUGCUUGAAUACCGUGGCACUUGGAAAGCAACUGCAUUAUGUGAAUAUUUUGGCUUCUUGCCUGGAUGCAUUGAUCCUUGCAGAAAACCAAUGUGCUUUGAUGGAUUCAGUUCUAUGUUUUUGUACAAAAGAUGGUAUAGGUGUUUCACUGCAUUAGAUGGAUUCUCAAUGGACAUAGGGAAGGUGGAGAGGAAGACAAACCUCACCUUGGAAGAAUUUUGUGUUGAAUAUGAUGGAAAAAAACCGGUACUCUUGACUGGUUUAUCACAAAAUUGGCCUGCAAUAAACAAAUGGACAGUUGAGCAACUAGCAGAGGACUAUGGCGAUGCUGCUUUCAGAAUUUCUCAAAGGAGUGCAAAGAAAAUAAGGAUGAAAUUCAAGGAUUAUGCUUCCUACAUGAAAGCUCAACAUGAUGAGGAUCCACUUUACGUGUUUGAUGAUAAGUUUGGAGAAGUUGCACCAGGGUUGUUGAAAGAUUAUAGUGUGCCUCAUCUAUUCCAAGAAGAUUUUUUUGAUGUCCUAGAAGAAGACAAGCGUCCCCCAUUCAGAUGGUUGGUGGUAGGACCUGAAAGAUCAGGUGCUUCAUGGCAUGUAGACCCUGCCCUUACAAGUGCCUGGAAUACACUUUUAAGUGGACGGAAAAGGUGGGCUUUAUACCCUCCAGGAAGGGUUCCGUCGGGUGUCACGGUACAUGUCAAUGAAGAAGAUGGUGAUGUGAACAUUGAAACCCCAUCAUCAUUGCAGUGGUGGCUGGAAUUUUAUCCACUUCUUGCUGAGCAUGAGAAGCCUUUGGAAUGCACACAACUUCCAGGUGAAACAAUAUUUGUACCAAGUGGUUGGUGGCAUUGUGUCCUUAAUCUGGAGAACUCAGUUGCUGUUACUCAGAAUUUUGUCAAUGCAUCCAACUUCGAAUUUGUCUGCCUCGAUAUGACUCCUGGUUAUCAUCACAAGGGCGUGUCUCGUGCUGGGUCCCUUGCCGUCCACAAAGAUGACUUUAAAAGCCUUGAAAUGAUUGAACCCUAUAGUGUUGAGCAACUAAAUUUGUCAGACAUGUCCAGAAAAGGAAAAAGGCUUAAACUUUCUGAAGUUGGUGAAAGUCCUUAUGCUUGUAAGAGUAUCGAGCAUGUACUGAAUGGCAGAUCCAACAGCUCCAUACAUUCUGUGUUUCAGCCAUUUUCUUAUACCAUUGAUUACUUAUCCAGUUUUCUUGAUGAAGACAAAGGCCAUUACAACUCUUAUUGGUGCGCAAGUAACUGCAUAGGACAGAGGGAAUUUAGAGAAUGGUUGCAGAGGCUUUGGAUUGAAAAACCAGGGCUGAGAGACCUAGUAUGGAAGGGAGCAUGUAUAGCACUAGACGCUGAUAGAUGGUUUCAGUGCUUGAUGGGAAUCUGUUCAUUUCAUAAUCUGCCCCUCCCUUCUGAAGAUGAAAAGCUUCCUGUUGGUACUGGCAGCAAUCCAGUCUAUCUCACUGCUAAUCAUGUCAUUAAGAUAUAUGUUGAAGGAGGACUGGAAUUUUCAGUCAAUAGUUUGGCUACAGAGCUUGAGUUUUACAGCUUACUGUGCAGAGUUCAAUCGCCUCUAAAGGCCCAUGUUCCUGAUGUGUUAGCAAGUGGUUUUCUCUUUUGUGAAAAUGGUGCUUAUAGAAUUUUGCCAUGGGACGGAAGACAAUUUCCAGAGGCACUUGAAAAUUUUGUCAGACAAUUUGGUUAUUCGAGGCUAUCUCAUUCUGAGUUCGGUCUGUGGAGCAAGAAACAGUUUGAAUUUAGGAGAGCUGGAAUAAAUGGAUUAGUGAAUGACGGUAGUGAAGCAAUCAAAUUGUGGCCUUAUAUAAUAACAAAGAAAUGCAAUGGGGAUAUGUUUGCAAAUUUACGAAAUGUGUUAACAAGCGAUGAGCUAUUGAAUCUAUCUUCCUUUCUGGGUGAACAAGUUCGUAAUCUUCAUCUCAUUCCGCUGCCAUCCAUUCUGAAUUCUUGUGAUACUAACUCACUGGAAAAGAUAAGUAAGGUGCGAUUAGAUAAGAAUUGCGACCUGGGCAACGAGUCUGCUGUGCCUUCAGCCAGCUAUCAUAUGGAAGCGACUGAGAUUACAGAUUUGGGAAAAGAAAUGCAGAAGGUAUUUGUAGAAACUAUGAACAGAAGAAAACGGGCUAUCUCUGACCGUUUAGCUAAAUGGGGCAAUCCUAUUCCAAGUAAAUUGGUGGAUAAAGUAAUCGAGUACCUCCCUAAAGAUUUUGCACGGUUGUUUGAUGCCAAGAUUGAACAUGAUGGGUGUGACAAGUUUCUGACAUGGAUACACAUGGAUAUCAUGGAUGACAAUGUUUACAUGGAGCGCUGCUCAUUCAACCAGUGUUUGCGUGAUAGUUCACAGGAUGCAAAUAAAGGAGAACAUGGUGUGCUGAAUGUGCCCAACGCUGUAAGUGGGCUCAGAAGAUGGCAGCCGAGCUACAUUCUUGAUUUCGGUGACCUGUCUGUUGGCGAUCCUCUUUUGGAUUUAAUUCCAAUUUAUCUGGAUGUCUUUAGGGGAGACUCCCUUCUUUUCGAGCAAUUUCUGAAAAGCUACGGGCUUCCUUUGAUAACAUGCACUGUGCAGCCUAAGUCAGAUACAGAUGUCCAAGUGGAUCUGGAGAAGUUUAAACGAAUAUCUUAUCGUGCCAUGUGCUACUGUAUCUUGCAUGAAGACAAUGUUUUGGGUGUCAUAUUCGAUAUGUGGAAGGCGUUAAGAAAAUGCGAGUCAUGGGAAGAAGUUGAGGCUGCUGUCUGGGGAUGCCUGAACAAUUAUCAACCUGUUUAGGCUCUGAAGGUUCUGUUUUUGGCAUGACACUGAUAAAACUUUCUCCUGGAGCUGGAACGGAGUGAUUUUGGCUGCACGAAUAUGCUUUGUCGCAGGUUUUGUUGUGCCCUUUAAAUCGUACUUGCAAAAUUUGAUAAUUUAUGAAUUCUAUAGCAUAUUUUUCUUUUUUCCCUCGGGGAGUGGUGACAUUUCCUUAAAUGAACCUUGUCCUAUUCUUUUGCAUAUUGCAGCUGUAUACGCCCGGCUUUGACUGAUCUACUUGUGGAUAUAAGUGAUUGAUCAGGACUGGUGGGAGUGUGACUGAUAUUAGAAACACUUAUUGUUCAUUUUUAUUAGUUCCUAAUAGGUAGGUAGAAUAAUUGGGGACAUCAUGAUAAGUUAUAUUUACUAAAAUUUGUAACUGGUGCAGAAGGUUUAAGGUAUUAUGGAAGAGGUUCCCAAGA
This is a messenger RNA of Nymphaea colorata (pocket water lily), 3555 nucleotides long. RefSeq names its product lysine-specific demethylase JMJ21. Gene Ontology annotation, cellular component: cytoplasm. Gene Ontology annotation, molecular function: protein binding. The coding region runs from base 104 to 3112 and encodes 1002 amino acids. The transcript is spliced from 16 exons. NCBI's taxonomy places the organism in Eukaryota, Viridiplantae, Streptophyta, Magnoliopsida, Nymphaeales, Nymphaeaceae. The record is from RefSeq and is a predicted model, not a curated record.